AUGUCGACUAAAAAAUUAUCUGAAAUUAUACCUUUAGAAAUUAAAGACACUGCAAAAAACUUGGGGCUCAUUGCAGCCAAACCGAUAAUUACAGUUAGAAGUGCUUUAAAAACCAUGGCAGAUAAUAAUAUCACUUCAUUACCAAUUUAUUCACAUGUUUCAGAAGAGAUUGUUAAUAUAGUUAACUUGGUGGACAUUUUAAAUUAUAUUAUCAAGGAAGCAGUCGCAGAUGAGAAAUUGCCAACUUCCAUCAACAGCGAGAGAAUUAUUAAUUUGGAUAAACCUAUUGAAAUCGUUAUGACCUUGGAUAGUGAUCGAGAAAGUUAUCGGAUAUUUAAAUCUGAUGCAAAUGAAGGGCUUCAUGAUACUUUAACAGCAUUUUCCAAAGGAGUUCAUCGCUCGUUGGUAAUUGAUUACACUGGUAAAAUAAAUCCAUACAUCCUGACACAAACGGAUAUUAUCAAAUAUGUUUAUAAACAUCCUGAGAGUGUACCAGACAUUGAUUUCAAUUUAUCCUUGAAAUCACUUGGCUUGUUUAGUGAAGAUAAAAAAGAGGAAGUUGUGGUUGGUUAUGUGAAUGAGACGGCUUUAAAUGUUUAUAGAAGAAUGGCUUUUAAGAAUUUAAUUGGAAUUCCAAUUCUUCUUCCAAAUUCAGAAAAUAUUUUGAAUCCAAAAACAGCAACAUAUGACACCAGUUUGAAAGAAGUAAUCGAAAUUAUUGUAGAAAAUCAUAUUCAUCGUAUUUGGAUAAUUGAUCAAGAUAAAAAAAUUUUAGGUGUUAUCACUAUAACUGAUUUAAUUAAAUUAUUUAUUUAA
Entrophospora candida is the source of this 816-nucleotide messenger RNA. Lineage: Eukaryota; Fungi; Glomeromycota; Glomeromycetes; Entrophosporales; Entrophosporaceae. The record is from the annotation of a GenBank genome assembly.